Messenger RNA from Pelobates cultripes (western spadefoot toad), 759 nucleotides. The record is from the annotation of a GenBank genome assembly. NCBI's taxonomy places the organism in Eukaryota, Metazoa, Chordata, Amphibia, Anura, Pelobatidae.
AUGGACGAUUUUGUGUCCGCACCAGCCGAGCUCCGGGGGGGCAAGGCCUCUUGGCAAGAUGGCGCCGGAAUCCCCGAGCAUGGAAAGCGCAGGAGACUCGCUGGAGGGAAGCGCCCAGGACGAUGCACUAGCCCAAAUAAGGCAAGAACUGGCUAUGAUCUCGGAGCACAUGCUCACGAAGGCAGACACAGGGGUUUCAUUUCCUCACCCCUCCUGCCCCCCGCCUCUCCCACACACUCCAUGGCUCGAUCGGGAGCCAGGGGGUUCUGCCCCGCUGCGCCUAUGGACAACAUAAGGGGGCUGAACGCGCGGGAGCGGUGGUCACACUUGCUACGGUCCCUGUGGUCUGCAAGGGCCUUAAUGGCAUUCCUCCAGGAGACCCACUUCAAGGGGACAGAAUGUCCCACGCUGCGUGAUGCGAGAUUCCCGAACGAGUACUUCACCAACCACACGGAGGCCAAGAAGGCUGGGGUGGCGAUACUUGUUGUCCAACAUAUACCAUUCUGCUGCACCGAGACAAAAGCAGACCCAAAUGGACACUACCUGUUCCUCAAAGGCACGAUUGCUGACAGGCGAUACACUUUUGCAUCACUAUACGCACAGAACGCGAGGCAACAUCACUUCCUCUCCAAGACCCUUAAGCUACUCGACCAGUUCAGAGAGCGGCUCCUCAUUGUGUCGGGAGACCUUAAUGUCCCACUGGACCCGUGUAUGGACAUAUAUAAAGGCAGUAGCUCGCUCUCGGAGCACUGUCUGUGA